AUGAUUACAUGGGGCAAUAUCAUUGGAAAAUAAAUAGAAUAAACAGAAGAGUAUUUAAAUAGCUUCUUUAAAUAUUAACAACAUUAUAAUUCAUCCAUUAAAUAAAUAUAUGAAACCAGAGCUGUCAUCUAGUAAGAUUUAGAAAAAUUCAAGUCUAAAUUACAUUAUAAGAAGGAAAGACUGUUUUAAUUAGGAGAUGUAUCAAAAUGGGAUCUAAGCAAAGAUAUUAAAUUGAAUCCCUAAGAAUUGUUAUAAAAUAAAAAGGUUGCAUUCCAACAUAUGUGUGAUUAAGAAACCAAAUAGGAGAUGGGAAUGGAAAUGCUAGUGGGAUAUUAUACAAACUAAAUAUUUUCACAAACUCAAUAAUUCUUUAAAUAGCAAUAACAAGAAUUAGUAGGGCAUUUUAUUAAAUUUUGCUAAGUAUAAGCUUUCAACAUCACGGAUCAUCAUUAAUUAUGGGCUGAUGCCAUUACGAAUCUACAAAAUAAUUUAUUAAUUCAAUAGCGGUAGACGCAGAGAGUAGUUGUAGAAAGUAUUGGUUGAUAAAUUGAGAGAAUUUAUUAAUAUUAUUACA
Paramecium tetraurelia is the source of this 574-nucleotide messenger RNA. RefSeq lists its product as uncharacterized. Lineage: Eukaryota; Ciliophora; Oligohymenophorea; Peniculida; Parameciidae. The transcript has 2 exons. The record is from RefSeq and is a predicted model, not a curated record.